CGGGUAUCUCACGCUGCGUGUUUUGAAGUGAUCACGAUUUGCCUGCAGCGCGGCGCGAAGAUGGUCCCGAGAAAACCAAAGACGAAGCUGGAAAGAGCGCGGCAGUACCUGAGGACAGGUGGCGUGUACCGUGAGGACUCCGAUGAUGAGCUGGGAACCGAAGACUUCCCGUGGGAAUGGAUCUACGAGGACUCAAAGGCCGGCGCAGGCAAGAGCAGAUCGAACAAGCGACAUGCUGCCGCUCUUGAGGAGAGCAACAUCAUCGGUGCCCGAAUGGGCAAAUUCGAAUGCUUCCUUGGCGACUGCGUGUUAUUGAAGGCAGAGGGGAAUGAGGCUUGGGUCGGAAUUAUUACACACUUUUUCAACGAUGACGAAAAUGACCAGAAGAUGGCGAAUCUGAUGUGGUUUUCGUCGCCCUGGGAGAUUCGGAACAAACUGAAGGCUCGACCAGACGCACAUGAACUCGAACUGUACAUCACCAAAUCAUGGGAUGACAACCCGUUGGAAUCCAUCAACGGUAAGGCUCUGAUAAUGUCACCGGAUGCUUUUAAGAAACAGUUCCCAAAGGGUACCGUGCCGCGAAAUCAUCCACACUUCGGCAAAGUCUUCAUCUGCCGGAGGGGUUGCAAUACAAGGACAGCUACAUAUACAGAUGAAUUUGUCUGGGAGGACGUCUACAAAGGUUAUGAAUACCUACACGAUCUUGAAGACAUUAUCGAGACACAAACAAAGGCAACCAGAAAACGUGGUCCGAAAGCAAAAGCAAAAGAAACGCGAGACCUCGACGACUUCGUCGUUGGUGAUGACGACGAGGACGGCUUGCCAAAAACACCAAAGAAGCGUAGAAGGAUUGAAGCUGGCACUCCAUCCAAGCGAAAGGACCUCACGCCACGUAAAUUUCUAACACCGACACAUAAGCGCAUAGUGGUCAAGAAACCCCUCGAAUUCACUCCACUAGGCACCCGAAUCCUGUCUCCAAACGUCCUUUCUUCGCCAUACCAGCUUGCACGCUCACAUCUACAUGUCUCAUCUGUGCCAGCUUCUCUGCCCUGCCGCGAAGAGGAGUUCUCAGAAGUCUAUAAUCAUCUCGAGACCGCCAUCACCGCCGGUACAGGAUCAUGUAUCUAUAUCGCUGGCACUCCAGGCACCGGUAAGACGGCAACGGUGCGAGAAGUUGUUGCGCAACUCAACGCCGCCGUCAUGGCAGAAGAGCUCGACGACUUUAUCUUCGUUGAAAUCAAUGGCAUGAAAGUCACAGAUCCUCACCAAUCUUAUUCGCUGCUCUGGGAAGCCCUUCGAGGAGAACGUGUGAGCCCCUCUCAUGCACUUGAACUCCUAGAAAGAGAAUUUUCGAGGCCUAGUCCGCGACGAGUACCCGUGGUCGUGCUGAUGGACGAACUAGACCAGCUAGUCACCAAGAAUCAAAGUGUCAUGUAUAAUUUCUUUAAUUGGCCAAAUCUACGACACUCACGGUUGAUUGUUCUUGCCGUUGCCAAUACCAUGGAUCUGCCCGAGCGAACACUAAGCAAUAAGAUCAGCUCGAGAUUAGGCUUGCACCGCAUCACGUUCAAGGGUUAUACACACGCACAACUUAUUCAGAUCAUCGAGAGCCGGCUUGCAAAUGUUCCGAACGACGUCGUACAUCCUGAUGCAAUUCAGUUCGCCAGUCGAAAGGUUGCAGCUGUUUCCGGCGACGCCCGCCGCUGCCUUGACAUAUGUCGUCGUGCUGUCGAGAUAGCUGAGUCCGAGGCAGGCGUAUCAAUCGCUGACUAUAACAGCAAAAGCGAACCAGGCACGCCCAGUAAAACGGGUAGAGGAGCUAGGCCAGCGGAGUCAGAGGGCGCUGCACCCACGAAGAAACAACACAUUGUAACGAUAGCCACGAUCAAGGCUGCAAUUGCGGAGGCAACAAGUUCUCCGCUGCAACAGAGUCUGCGAUCGUUACCGCUAUCAAGCAAGAUUUUCCUCGCCGCGCUCCUGGCGCGCAUACGACGCACAGGUGUUGGAGAAGCACUGGUCGGCGACGUCCUAGAUGAAGCGCGGAAUCUGGCCAUGAUGGCAGACUCGGCAGCCAUUCGUGACGUGCUUCUGCUGCAAAACAAAGAGAAUGAGAAUGGCAUGACUCCAAGGAAAAGCGCCGUCAGAGGCAGAACUGCCAUCAUAGCGGCGAGGGUACAGGGCUUAGAAGAAGCCGUAUUGCGUCUUGCUGAAGGCGGUGUAGUUGGCGUAGAAUCUAGAAAGGGUGAGCGGGCGAGGCGUGUUAGACUUGGCGUAAAUGACGAAGAGGUUAGGUUGGCACUAAAAGAUGACGAUGAAGUCAAAGGAAUGGGAUUUGGUUCGUAAUAAAACUAUGCUUGCAAAUGAUGCAACAUCACUAG
Messenger RNA from Verruconis gallopava, 2378 nucleotides. RefSeq lists its product as uncharacterized. NCBI's taxonomy places the organism in Eukaryota, Fungi, Ascomycota, Dothideomycetes, Venturiales, Sympoventuriaceae. The transcript is spliced from 2 exons. Gene Ontology annotation, molecular function: ATP hydrolysis activity; DNA replication origin binding; ATP binding. The record is from RefSeq and is a predicted model, not a curated record. Bases 61 to 2343 code for a protein of 760 amino acids. Gene Ontology annotation, cellular component: nuclear origin of replication recognition complex. Gene Ontology annotation, biological process: mitotic DNA replication checkpoint signaling; DNA replication initiation.